AUGGCAAUGGAGUACUCGUCUUCAAGAAUCACCUCCGCACAAAGGAGGUAUCAAUUCACAUGGUUUAAUUCUCUCUUUUUUCUCUCUCUCUCCACAAUCUCGGUCUCUUCUUCUUCUACAACUCCACCCUCUUACACUGAUCACUGUGGUUCAAUUGUUCCGGAGUCGACCCCAACUGUUCGCGACUACACGACCGUGCCAUAUCUCUAUAUACCGUCCGGUCGCUACAAUGGUGGUGACAAUAUUCUUGGCAGCAACUCAACUCAUUUCUUUAAUUACGGGAAUUAUCUCUCCUUUCGUGCUACCGGAAACGUUUAUAAAACCGAAGCCACUGGUGUUUACAAGAUUAAGGCCUUCUUGUUCUUCAAAUCCUCCCACUAUACCUAUGUUCUAAAGAAUUCAACUCAUGGCCAAUCUUCCUACUAUUCUGGAUAUCGUCUUCCACUUAAAUUCAUAUUAAGAGGGUUCUGGUCUGAAUCUUCUGGGAAGCUUUGCAUGUUGGGCUCAGCUUCAUGGCACUCGAGAGAAGGUAACUCUCUUAAACUUGAGGCUCGUCUUAAGCUUAAUUAUGCUAAGAAUGCAACAAUCUUUACUAGUUUAGUUGGUGGAACAUUGGAGAGCUUGACUUCUUCUCAUGAUUCGAAUUACUUUGAUCCAAUUUCAAUAUUGGCAUUUCCCGUGAUGAGUCACUACCACUACACAUUGGUUUCAGAGGAAUCCGAUAGUGGGUGUCCUGGUGAAAUUGAUAUUCCAUCGAAUCACUCUCUUGGAUUGCAACCGAGAAGUAUUUGUUCAAUGUUCAGAAGGCAGUCUAGUCCUUUUAAAUUGGAGUAUGCAAGGGAGUGCAAUUCUUCCCAGAAUUGUAGUCCUUUUGGCAAGGGUACUGGGUAUUUGUUCAUGUCCUUGUUUGAAAUUCAGUGUUCAGAGGUGGUACAAAAGGUACGAUAUCUAUUAGAAUUUUCAAACAGCAGCUACGGGUAUUAUUAUCAGCCUUUCAAUCUGAGCACGAGAUUGGUUGCAGAAGGAUCAUGGGAUGGAAAGAAGAACCGGCUAUGCAUCGUUGCUUGCCGGAUCUUGAAUCCCUCUGAUUCUUUGGGAAAUGCUCGUGUUGGGGAUUGUUCAACUAGGUUGAGCUUGAGAUACCCUGCAGUCUGGUCAAUAAAACAAAGAUUGGGUAUUGUUGGGCAAAUUUGGAGUAACAAAUCUGAAAAUGAUUCUGGGUACUUCCCUAGGAUCAGGUUUGGAGGUUCUUCCCGUCACAUAUUGGGUGCUUCUGGUUUGAAGUAUGAGUACACUGAAAUGGACAGAGUAAAAAAAUUAUGCCCAGUGAAGAAGCCUUCUAAAAACAAAGGGCUGAGAUACCCAAGUGGAAAUUCUUAUGAUAUGAGGUUUGACAUGUCUGUAAAAGAUUCUAAAGGAAGAACUGCUUGGGGUUCUGCAUUCCCCGUCUCUGUGGGUGAUCAGUUUUAUGAGCGUGAGUAUGGUCAGACUCUUGAAAUCGCUAUAGCCGUUGAGCCAAGCUCUAAAGUUGAGAUAGAAGCCAACCCUAGUACUCCAUUCAAUAUCAGCUAUAAGAUAAGAUUAAAUCCCUUAGCUGAUGGGAUAUCUAAUGUGAGUAGUGAUGGUCAAGAGGAAAUUUCUGCUGAGGGGAUGUACAAUGAGGAAACAGGACACCUCUGUAUGGUAGGCUGUAAAAAGCUUGGUUCAUACAUUCAGGAAUCAAAAAUGGACUGUGAAAUUCUUCUGAAAUUCCAAUUCUCUCCAGUGAAUGCAAAGAAGGGAGGUUUUAUUAAGGGAAGCAUUGAAAGCACAAGGAAACAUUCAGAUCCUCUUUUCUUUGAUCAUUUGGACUUCUCCUCAACAGCUUUCUAUACUGUUGAAGCUAGACGAUCUAUCUGGAGGAUGGAUUUGGAGAUCACAAUGGCUUUAAUCUCUAACACACUUGCAUGUGUCUUUGCGGGGUUGCAACUAUUUUAUGUCAAAAAGCACCAGAAUGUGCUUCCUUUCAUUUCACUGGUCAUGCUUGUGAUCCUAACUUUGGGGCACAUGAUUCCUCUUUUGCUGAACUUUGAUGCCCUUUUCCUGAAAAAUUACAAUCACCAAACUGUAUUGCUUGGAAGUGGUGGAUGGCUUGAAGUCAAUGAGGUGAUCGUUAGGGUAAUUACAAUGGCAGCUUUCUUGCUGCAAUUCCGUCUUCUCCAACUGGCAUGGUCUGUGCGGUCAAGUGAUGGGAACCAAAAGGGCCUGUGGGUUGCUGAAAUGAAGUCACUUCUUGUGACUAUAGCAUUCUACAUUUCCGGGGCACUCAUUGCAUUGUUCAUGAAUUGGAUGAAGAACAUAAAUGGCAAGACAACAUUGUCUUCUCAUUCUGUCGCUUACCAACAACAUAGCCUCUGGGGGGAUUUGAGAUCUUAUGCUGGUUUGGUCAUUGAUGGUUUUCUGGUCCCUCAAAUCCUCCUCAACAUAUUCCAAAUUUCAAGAGAAAAUGCUCUAUCUCGUUCAUUUUACAUUGGCACUACUUUUGUUCGAUUGCAACCUCAUGCAUAUGAUCUUUACAGGGCUCACAACUUCGUUCCCCAGCGUUUCAAUGGGUCAUACAUGUAUGCGAAUCCUACUGCAGAUUUCUACUCCACUGCUUGGGAUGUGAUCAUUCCUUGUGGAGGUAUAAUCUUUGCAGUGAUCAUCUUCUUGCAGCAGCGGUUUGGGGGUCGUCGUAUCCUUCCUCGGCGAUUCAGGGAAUUGGAAUUGAAUGAGAAGGUGCCUGUAGUGUGCAACGGGUAG
This is a messenger RNA of Cornus florida, 2781 nucleotides long. RefSeq lists its product as uncharacterized. The transcript has a single exon. Bases 1 to 2781 code for a protein of 926 amino acids. The record is from RefSeq and is a predicted model, not a curated record. Gene Ontology annotation, cellular component: intracellular membrane-bounded organelle. Lineage: Eukaryota; Viridiplantae; Streptophyta; Magnoliopsida; Cornales; Cornaceae.